Molecule: messenger RNA, 1707 nt
Organism: Exaiptasia diaphana
Lineage: Eukaryota; Metazoa; Cnidaria; Anthozoa; Actiniaria; Aiptasiidae
Exons: 1
Coding region: 109-1683 (524 amino acids)
Source: RefSeq, a predicted model, not a curated record
AGUUGUCGUUGUGUACCACCGGUUCGUCGGGUCACGAUAACAAAGAAAACACACCGCUAUGGAUUGACGAAGCCCGGGAAUUUGCGAAAAGUGAAGGACAUACGAAAGAUGCCAACAAUAAGUUUGUAUAAUAUUACUAACUAUCUUUUAGAAUCUCCUCCACAUAAGGAGAAAAAUUUUGAAUCUUACGGAAAAGAAACUUUACUACGCUACAAGACAUUGCGUAGUUAUCGUCUCUGGAAAGAGGAUCAUAUCAACUCAUUACAAUACAACGAUUUUAAACCUGAUUUAGCUCUCGUCCGCUGCUUAAGUUUAGCUAGCUAUGAAAAGCAAGGAACGGAAUACAGAACAUUUGUUGUCAUAACAAAGCACACCAAGAAAAUCGUAUACGGUCAUUGUCAUUGUGUGGCAGGCUUGGGGGAAGCAUGUACACAUGUAGCUGGUUUCCUUUUUGCCAUUGAGGAAUUUGUUUCAGAGGGUCUGACUGAAUUACCUGAUGACUUGAGUUGUACUGAGAAGUUGUGCAAAUGGAUAGUGCCAAAGGGUCCCAAGGAUGGCCCACAGUUAGUGCAGGACAUUCAAUUUUCUAAGAUAUAUUACGGCGGCAAAGAUAACAAACACAAAGCCCCAAUUAAAGAUCCUCGCCCUACAAAUGACAGACAAAUCAAUAGAGACUCUGCACUUCUCCUGUAUCAUAAUCUUCUUGAAGCUGAUAGCUCUGAUGCUCCUGUUGUAAAAAUCCUCCAAGCAUACUUUGAUAAUCCCUCUUUACCUCAGCUGACAAGUACCACAUCUACAUCUGAUCUUAAUAAUUAUGAAACGCCUGCAAUUGUUAUGUCAUACUACAGUCCUUCCUUAGUUCCUUGUGUGGUUACAGAAGUAAAUAGUGAAUACACUACUCUGAAUGUGAAAGACAGAGUAGAAAGAAUUUUAAGUGAUCAUCCCUCUGCCAAUGCUGAUACAAUCUGUAAUCUAUUAACUGUUGAUCAGUCCUUUAUUGACACUGUCGAAUCCUUAACCCUUGGUCAGUCUCAAAGCUUACACUGGAAGAACUACAGAUACAACACUUGUACUGCAAGCAAUUCACUGGCUAUAUGUACUAGAAUUACUUCCUUCCUUGACAAUAAAUGUAAUGACGGUGGUUCUGUUCUUCGUCUGAUUGAUGUUAGCUCAACGUUUGGCGGUAACAAUGCAACAAGGUAUGGUACAAAGCAUGAGGCCUUAGCAAGGAAAGAAUUUAUUGACAUCAUGUCUAAACAGCGUAUCAAUUUCAAGUGCUCUGAAAGUGGAUUUGUAUAUCACCCUUGUGGUUAUAUUGGUGCUAGCCCUGAUGGUAUUUGUUCUUGCGACUGCCAUAAAGAGAAGUACUUAUUGGAAAUCAAAUGUCCAUUAUCUUUAGAAAACAAAGAUCCUAAUCAGUUUGUCAAGGAUAUUGACUUUUUUAUUAAUAAUGAUAGUGUCAAUGUAGUUGUUAAACCAUCACAUAAAUAUUAUUUUCAAAUAAUUACAACUAUGGGUGUAACUAAAACAGAGCUUUGCAAAUUGGUAGUUUGGUCUCCCAAAGGUCUACUGAUUGUUGAAGUAGCUAAAGAUAGUGUCAAAUUUCAAGAAAUUUUAUCUAAAUGUAAAUUGUACUUUAAAAAUUUUAUUCUUCCAUCUUUGAAUAACUGCAUACAGUCAUGAAUACAAAAUAGUUUUGUGUAUAUA